AUGCAGGCACCUACUUCUGAUCGAGAAACAGCCAGCUUGUUGAUGACGCCGGAUUUCUACAAGCUGACGCUCAAGUUUGCCGAAGAUGAGAUUGCUCGGGGCAGCAAGGAUAGGAUCAUGCCGAAAGAUCUUGUCCCCAGUAUUUUCGACUCACCGGUAUCGGUGCACCGUUGGCAUUCGCUGAUAGCGAAAGGUGUCGAUGACGACUUCUUCUCCUCCGACAUCGAAGAAUCUGUUUUAAAAAGGAUGAGAUGGUCCCUCCUGCUGUGGACAAGCAAGCGCUGCUUCAAAGAUGGAUUCGAGCGUCUCCGACCGACCUAG
Messenger RNA from Ascochyta rabiei, 321 nucleotides. RefSeq lists its product as uncharacterized. Bases 1 to 321 code for a protein of 106 amino acids. The record is from RefSeq and is a predicted model, not a curated record. The transcript is spliced from 3 exons. NCBI's taxonomy places the organism in Eukaryota, Fungi, Ascomycota, Dothideomycetes, Pleosporales, Didymellaceae.